Naegleria lovaniensis is the source of this 882-nucleotide messenger RNA. RefSeq lists its product as uncharacterized. NCBI's taxonomy places the organism in Eukaryota, Heterolobosea, Eutetramitea, Acrasida, Naegleriidae. Gene Ontology annotation, biological process: mRNA splicing, via spliceosome. Bases 1 to 882 code for a protein of 293 amino acids. Gene Ontology annotation, molecular function: nucleic acid binding; zinc ion binding. Gene Ontology annotation, cellular component: spliceosomal complex; U4/U6 x U5 tri-snRNP complex. The transcript has a single exon. The record is from RefSeq and is a predicted model, not a curated record.
AUGCAAGAACAACAAGAAGGUGAAUCAUUGUUGAACCGAAUUCAUCAUUAUCGGGAUGAUCAUGUCGUCGGAAAUACCACUUCUACUAACACACAUCAACAACGUGCUAAUGAAAAUUUAACCAGUGAAAAUAAUCAUGAACAAGUUGAUAACAAUGACUCGGAGGAAGUAUCGUUACAUGUAGAACAUUUUACCGAAGCACAUCCUAUUAACACUGGUGCGGAAGAGGAAAUAUCACAUGACGAACAACAAUAUUCUAACCCUCAAAGUGGAGGAGUUAGAAAAGGCUUAUUCGGAAGACGUGCAUGGGACGAUCAAGUCUAUCAACAACGUGCAGCUGAACGUUUGGAACGAGAAAAAGGUGGAGUAGAUACCGAUGAAAAAAGAAAAGUUGUACAAACUCGUUCCGAGUCUCUACAGAGAAAACCUCUUCAAGCUCGUGAAUCAAGAUUGUUAAACUUAUCGGAUGAAAAACUUAUUGGAAAGAAGGGAGUUAUUGAUGUGACUGCAGAAGGAAAGCAUAUCAUGCCCAACUCAAAAACUCUCAUUAAAAAGAAGAGCACAAGGGAGGAAACGAUUCAAAAAGUAGAUCCAAACGAGUUGGCAGGAUUCUAUUGUAGUGUUUGUGAUCGAAGCUUUAAAGAUUCUGCUAGCUAUGUUGACCAUUGUAAUUCAAAGCCUCACUUGUCUAGAUUAGGAAUGACUAAUAGAGCUGUUAAAGCAUCUGCAGAUGACGUGAAAAGAAAACUGCAAGAAAUUAUUGAUGCCAAAAAGUAUGAGCAAGGAAGAUCUCCUCAUUCUGUAUCAUCGCUGACAGCUUUGGCAUUGAGCCGGCUUAAAAGCUCCAAGAAUAAUGGAACCGAUGAGGUAAACAAAAAGUAG